Molecule: messenger RNA, 1138 nt
Organism: Prorocentrum cordatum
Lineage: Eukaryota; Dinophyceae; Prorocentrales; Prorocentraceae
Source: the annotation of a GenBank genome assembly
AGGUCGUCCCGGGCGCCGACUGGGAGCAGGCCUUCCACGGCACCUGGUGGUACGCGGUCUGGCUCGUCCUGGACUCGGGCGUGCUGCUGGAGUCCAACGACAAAGCAUCCGGCCACGACUUCUGGGAGCCUGGGGUCUACUGCACGCCGGUCCUGGAGACGGCGCGGUGGUAUGCGCGGCCCCAUGUGCUCUUUGGCGACGGCGCCUACCACCGGGUGCUCUUCGAGCUCCGCGUGGAUCCUGAAAGGCGAAAGAGGCAACGGCAGCGUGGGGGCGUCCAGUGGGUCUUCAACUCCUCUGCAGUGUCGAUCCAUGCCAUGUGGGUGGAGAUCAACGCGCCGCCAGACAAUGGCGAAGAGCGAGUGAACGAAUGGGACCCGGGGCUGGAGGCCCUGCCCUCGGGGCGGGAUCGCCCCGAGCUGGUGGUCAACCCGCGGGACUUUGCCUCGGAGCGGCCCGCCGCGAGCAGAGGCGGAGUUUCGGCCACGGGGUCGGGGCUCGUUUCGACUCCUACGAUUCGAUUCGGUUCGAUUUCGAUGGCUUCCGCUCCCGAUUCGAUCCGGCUUGGGAUUCCGAUCUGGGCUCCGAUUCGUCAAAGGAGGCCUACCAGCCUGCCGACUUCCGCCAAUGCGACUUCUCCCGAUUCGGCUGCCGAUUGCCGCCGACCCGAUUCAGUUCGAUCGCCGAUCCGACUUCUCGAUUCGACUCCGGCCUCUUCUGAGCUGCGGCCGACGCGCACUUUGCGCCGGCGAGAGCUGGGAGCCGGAGCCCCCAAGGACCAGGAAGAGGGGCCCCCUGGCAGUGCCGCGCCCCAGGCGCAGGUCACAGGAGCGCCGAGGGUCCGCCGCAGGCCGCGCGAGGAUCCUCAGGACCCUUGGCGCCCCGACGAGCCCGAGGACGAGGAGGAGAGGCCCGACCCCGCGGCCUGGCAGCCCCCGCUGCCGCCGGCGCCCGCGCCGGGCAGGCCCCAGGCAGCGACCACGCGUGCCAGCGCCUACACCCGGCUGCGACUGGACGGCUAUGGCUCGGGCGCGUCUUCCGCGCCGAGGCUGGCGGCGCCCGCGGGCCCGCCGCCGCCGCGGGAGGCGCGCGGCCCCGCGGGAGCGGAGCGCGCGAGGCUGCUGGUGCCGUCGCUGCC